Molecule: messenger RNA, 788 nt
Organism: Acyrthosiphon pisum (pea aphid)
Lineage: Eukaryota; Metazoa; Arthropoda; Insecta; Hemiptera; Aphididae
Exons: 3
Coding region: 15-788 (257 amino acids)
Source: RefSeq, a predicted model, not a curated record
UAUUGGACAAUAUAAUGACAGGAACGCUAGAAGAGGAUAUGUUGGACAUGCUUUUUGAUCCACCUACUACAAUAUCUACUCAUACCAUUCCGGAAUAUCGGAACGAUGAAGACGCGGAAGUACUCAAUAUUGAAACAAAUGAUUUAGAGGGUACGCAUGAAGAACUACUAGAAAUCAAUACUGCGUGCUCGCUACAUGUUACGCCCGAAAAUGGAGUACAGCAACUUGAUAAUUUGAUAAAGACCACACGAAACAUUUUGGAGAUUGAAAGUGACACCGACGAAAACACUGAAGAGGUAAUUUUCGAUCAUCCAGCUCUAACACGACGCAAAAUUGCAGCACAAAAUUUAAAAUCUCAAGCGGACAGGAUGGUAACCAGGGGAAAAGGCAUCCUCCCUCCCUUAAAAGUUGGUGACAAUGUUCUUGUGCCAAUUCCGUCGGUGGAUCGAGGGCGAGGAGAUGCAGCCAACCUUCUUUCAGUUAUAAUAGAAGAAAAUGAUGGCAAAUUUCGUAUUGCGACAAAAGAAGGGAUUCUGAGCACAUGGCUGGAGCGGAACAGUUUGGCUGCUACAAAGUACUGUUCCCUAACAACUACAGACGUUCAAAAUUUAAAUGAAUAUACUUUACGGGAACUCGUUCGAUUAGGGUCAGUAGGAACCGGACAAGGAUAUCGACGUUGUACCUGCCGUACGAAUUGCACAUCAAAAAAGUGCACAUGCAAAAAAAAUGACAUGAUGUGCGUAAUUCGGCGUGCCAUCCCGGCCGUAGUUGUCAAAAUGUAUAGGUAA